AUGGAGAACAAACCCGUCACUGUUCCGCUCGAAUCUAAGGAUCCUAGCUAUGUACCUCCAGGUGCCUAUGGAAUGCCGCAGCAGAGUAGCUACCCGAUUCCGCCCCCACCACCCCCGAAGCGUGAUCAACCAGUCCAGGCUUACCGUGGCCAACCACUCCGGAUAGAACCAGUGCAGGGCCGGCCGAUUCUAGCGGACAAUAGCCGGCAAACUGUCCCGGCCACCCUUCCCACACCGACUCCGUCUGCUACAAGUCCAGAAAACAACAAACUAUCUUCGAUAUCAUAUACCAACCCGGGAACUAUGUUCCCCACUCCGAUAAGUGCUACGAGCAGUACUAUGCAAUUACCAACGCCAUUAAGCGGCGUCGACCGACACAAGGAUUACCAGAGAGUGCCACCAUUACACGACCUUACACGUACGGAGCACGACACUUCACAUUCUGGUUCGCUUCCGCAGAUCAACAUUCUUCCGCCAACUCGAAGCAGCAGCCCGCCACUCCAAAGUCAUCCAAGCCAACCUGCGCCGCCGCCGCCGCCGCCGCCUCAACCAACUACGGCAACCGACCCUCAGGAAGCAGCACGCCUUGCAUUAUCUCAACAUUUGCCGCCUGACCGGGAGAGAACGCAGAAGGAAGAAAUGCUCACGGGAAAUCAGUACUAUCCAUUCGACGAAGAGUUAGUGCUGGAGAGGCAGAGAUGUAGCGCCGCAUGUUUCAGGUUUAAUAACUCCACCAACCCGAGUGUUGGAGUAUCGGCGUCCGAGCGGUCUCGGCUUUUCCGAGAGAUUUUACACCCGACGGAGCCUAUCUUUAUGAACCCUCAGUUACAAUCGUCGAUUACAAAUGUCGGUAGCGUGGGACAAGAAGUAGUUGUCGAGGCGCCAUUCACGUGCGAUUAUGGUUACAAUAUUGCUAUCGGAAACAAUGUUUUUAUCGGCCGAAAUUGCACCAUCAUCGAUCCUAUGGAAAUCAUUAUUGGCAACAACUGUUACAUCGGACCGAACGUUAGUCUCUUCGGCGGUACCCUACAUACGGACCCCAAGAAACGCAAAGGGAGUAAAAGCCCCCACCGAGGCGCCCCUAUUUACAUUGAUGAAGAUGUCUGGGUCGGAGGUGGCGCUAUAAUCCUUCUCGGCCUUAGGAUUGGGAAAGGGGCGACAAUCGCAGCCGGCGCAGUGGUUACUAAGGAUGUACCUCCGUUUACGGUCGUCGCUGGUAAUCCUGCUCGGGUGACACGCGGUGCCAUUAGCUGA
Messenger RNA from Daldinia caldariorum, 1254 nucleotides. Its product is annotated as trimeric LpxA-like protein. The record is from RefSeq and is a predicted model, not a curated record. The transcript is spliced from 2 exons. Gene Ontology annotation, molecular function: acetyltransferase activity. The coding region runs from base 1 to 1254 and encodes 417 amino acids. NCBI's taxonomy places the organism in Eukaryota, Fungi, Ascomycota, Sordariomycetes, Xylariales, Hypoxylaceae.